This is a messenger RNA of Gadus morhua (Atlantic cod), 1567 nucleotides long. It is a transcript of the gene pcsk1nl, whose product is annotated as proprotein convertase subtilisin/kexin type 1 inhibitor, like. The coding region runs from base 139 to 1083 and encodes 314 amino acids. Gene Ontology annotation, molecular function: endopeptidase inhibitor activity. The record is from RefSeq and is a predicted model, not a curated record. Gene Ontology annotation, biological process: negative regulation of endopeptidase activity. NCBI's taxonomy places the organism in Eukaryota, Metazoa, Chordata, Actinopteri, Gadiformes, Gadidae. The transcript has 5 exons.
UCUCUCUCUCUCUCUGUGUCUCUCUGUCUGUCUCUCACUCGCUCGCUCUCUUCUGCUGAGGAGGGAGUGUACACGGGCGAGAGACACUAAAACAGGGCAGCCGCAUUCUGUCAGACGGACAGACGGACAGAGGACAGAAUGCUGGGCCCGUUGUGUCUGUUGUGCGUUACUGCCUGCAGCGUGCUGAACGCUAAGUCCCUUCCAGGGGGGCGUGGCUUGGAGGGCCAGGGGGCGGCGGCCAGGCGACUCCGUAGAGACUUGCGGGACCUGCUGCCAAACGAAGCAGAGAUGAUGUCAUAUCCUGUGCAGCGAGGAGACGCUGACUACCAGCAAACUGAGUGGAGGAGGAGCUUAGAUGACGCCCUGCAGCGAUUGGUGGAGAGCAACCAGAGGAGGGAACAAGAGCAGGAAGGAGCUGCCUACAUGGCCGCUAUGCUCCGCCUCAUGUCAGAGGCAGAAGGUGCGGGAUUGGUCAACCCAGGAGACAUGGACGUGAUGGACGUGGUGGAGGAGGAGGAGGAGGAGGGGGGGCCCUUCCAACGACUGGCAACCCAGGACUAUGACGACACCGGCAGGGGCAUGAGUCCAGGAAACUCGCAGGCUGCCAGCUGGGCCCUGCUGGAGAGAAUGGACCCUCGCCUGGCCAGGACUUUGCUGGAGCGGUCCAGACAGAACCAGCUGGACCAGCGAGACCCCAGACCCAGACCGCCGUCCCCCCGGGGGGGCGACCCGGACCUGCUGAGAUACCUGGUUGCUAGGAUACUGGGCAGUAUGGCCCCUGCAAAGUCCCGCCCCAGACGGGACGUCGCGGCACCAAGACCUGUCAGCUCCGCCCACACCAGGUCCCGCCGUUCCCUUGACAACGCAUCUCCCCCGUUGCCUAGCAGCGACUCCCCCCUGCUCAGGGUGAAGAGGCUGAGGCUGGAGGGGGAGGAGGAGGACGGAGGGAGAGGAGGAGAGGGGCCGGAUACCAUAGCAACCGCCCAGGAGGAGGAGGGGAGUCGUCGCCGGAGACGGAGGGCGGCGGUGACCUUUAACCCCAGAGUCCUGGCCCAGCAGCUGCUGCAGGUCCUACAGGAGUAGGUCUGACGGGGUCAGGGGGUCAGGGGUCAUCCCCCAGUCCUUCAGCAACGCUCACCCGUCACGUCCUGCAGCGUCAUUUACCCUUCAUCAUCUAGACCCAAACAUCAUGUGUUCAUUUAGUGUUGAUGUGAUGUAACCGCAGAGCAAUGGGAGAGAGAGGGGGAGGGAGGGAGGGGAAAAGAGAGAGGGGGAGACGGAGGGGGAGAGAGAGAAGGAGAGGGAGAGGGGAGGGGAGAGGGGGAGGGAGAGAGAGAGAGAUAGUGAGAGAGAGAUAUAGAGAGGGAGAGGGAGAGGGAGAGGGAGAGAGAGAGAGAGAGAGAGAGAGAGGGGGAGAACGAGGGAGAGAGGGAGAGGGAUGGAGAGGGAUGGAGAGGAAGAGGGGUAUAACUAAAAGUCCAGUGUGUUGCCGUGGUAACAGGACAUGUGCUUAGUGGAUGUGUUGGAUGUAAAGUGUUUCCAAAAUAAAGGCGCGACCUAAAGUUCA